Molecule: messenger RNA, 1051 nt
Organism: Apaloderma vittatum (bar-tailed trogon)
Lineage: Eukaryota; Metazoa; Chordata; Aves; Trogoniformes; Trogonidae
Gene: AKIRIN2
Product: akirin 2
Exons: 4
Coding region: 41-379 (112 amino acids)
Biological process (GO): positive regulation of innate immune response; positive regulation of transcription by RNA polymerase II
Cellular component (GO): nucleus; chromatin
Molecular function (GO): transcription coregulator activity
Source: RefSeq, a predicted model, not a curated record
AGAACAAAUUGUGUACAACAUAAAACAAGAAUACAAACGCAUGCAGAAAAGGAGACACUUAGAAAAUAACUUCCAGCAAACAGACCCUUGUUGUUCUACUGAGGCACAGCCACAUGCAUUUCUCCUUACUGGACCAGCUUUGCCAGGUACUUCAUCUGCAGCAUCAUCACCAUUGAAAAAAGAACAGCCACUGUUUACUCUGAGACAAGUUGGAAUGAUCUGUGAGCGUCUCCUGAAAGAACGUGAAGAGAAAAUCCGUGAAGAGUACGAAGAAAUCUUGACAACAAAACUUGCAGAACAAUACGACGCAUUUGUGAAGUUCACGCAUGAUCAAAUCAUGCGACGAUAUGGAGAACAGCCUGCCAGUUACGUUUCAUGAAUUACAAUUUCUUCUGCAUAUGUGGGCUGCCCUAUACACCCUGUUUUAUUGUUGCAAGCUGUUCCAGUAAAGACUUGCAGCAAUGCCAUAUUUUUCCCCCUGUGAACACAGAUUAUUUCAAGCUUUUGUCAGUGGCAACCACUCUUAUGCAGCAACUGGUUUUGGAGUGCUCCCUGUCAGUACCACCUGGAUGUGGACCUUUGCUACCUGUAAUAAUACCAGUGGCCUCAUUUGCUGUAUCAUUACAAUUUGGCUUCUUAUGUUAAUGAGUUUGAAAAAGUAAAGGAUUAAAGCUGGUGUUCUAGAAGUUGCCCUUCACUGGUUGUGUAAAUAAAAAUGUAGAAUGACACUUCUGACUGAAGUUAGUGUGGUUUUCAUAACUGUGCACUACAACAAAGCUGUAAUCACAGUUAAGUUAGAAUGUAAUCCCAGGACAAUUUUAAGCAAAUAGCCCACAGUACUGCCUGUGAAAUAGUGAAGGAGGGCAUUUCUGUAUUCCAUGACUUUUUUUGGGGGUUAAGAAUGGGUUUAUAUGAUUUCUCAUUUUUGUAGUUUUUAUUUAUUCUAUCAGUCUUUAACAAAUGUUUAUUGCUGCAAUUUUUCAGUGUAUCAUUGUUUUACUGCCCUUGUAGUACUGGAAUUUAGUUGGAAGAAUAAAACAUUUACUUCUAA